Molecule: messenger RNA, 1677 nt
Organism: Saccoglossus kowalevskii
Lineage: Eukaryota; Metazoa; Hemichordata; Enteropneusta; Harrimaniidae
Product: mismatch repair endonuclease PMS2-like
Biological process (GO): mismatch repair
Cellular component (GO): MutLalpha complex
Molecular function (GO): ATP binding; mismatched DNA binding; ATP-dependent DNA damage sensor activity
Source: RefSeq, a predicted model, not a curated record
UUACAGACAUUGUUGAAUUUUGAGCAGUGUACACCAAGUGAAGAAGUAUGUACAGAAUAUGGAUUGAAUAAAGGUGCUCUCAACACAGAUGUUUUCAAGUUAUCCGGAUUAGUUUCUAAGCCUGACCAUGGAUUGGGAAGGAGCACUUGUGAUAGACAGUUUUGUUUUAUUAAUAAAAGACCAUGUGACUACAGUAAGGUAUUUAAAGUAUUGAAUGAAGUGUAUCACAUGUACAAUAGACAUCAGUAUCCCUUUGUAGUAUUGGAUAUCACAUUGUCUAAGGAGAGUGUAGAUGUGAAUAUCACUCCAGACAAAAGACAAAUAUUGGUUGCAGAAGAAAAAACAUUACUGGCUGUUGUCAAGUCUUCUUUGAUAAAGUUGUAUGAACCUAGAUCGGCUUUAUACCAAAUGAAUCAGAAACCAAUGGCUAUAUUGAAAUCACCAUCUCAACCAGGACCAGCCAUUCAAACAUUAACACUCUCAAGGUUAAAAAGAGCCUAUUCUCAUUCUGGGAGUGUGGACAUUGAAUCACCAGGUAGACCAGCUAAACAACCAAGACUGGAUAAUUUUGUGAUCGCAUCAUCACAAUCUAUUGGAAAAACAGAAGAUGAGAAGCAAGACAGUGAAGGGUUCAGUAUUGACAGUAAUAUCACAUGUAGCAGUCAAAGUUCACUUGGUAGCAGCACUGCCAGUAGCCAACGAUCUGAGAAUACCACUGAUGCAUUGUGUACUGCAGGCAAACAGACAUUGUUAAAAAUAGAGCAGAUUUCAGGAUGGAAACGAGAAGAUAAUGGUGUUUGUAGCACGUCGCAUGAGUCUUCACAAAAUACAGAAGUUGAUAAAGAGGUGAAUAUUCAAAGACAUGAAGUAAAAGUGCCAUUCUCAUUGCCUGGUAUUGCUAAUAGACUUAAACAAUGUCAAGGGGCUAAAAGUGAUUUCAAAACAGCAGGGAGGUCAUUUAGAGCGGAGAUAAAACCACAAGACAAUAAAUCAGCCGAGGAAGAAUUACAACGAAAAAUUAGUAAAGAGAUGUUUAAAGAUAUGGAAGUGAUUGGACAGUUUAACUUGGGAUUUAUCAUUGUUAAAAUUAAAGAAGAUUUGUUCAUAGUUGACCAGCAUGCAACAGACGAGAAGUAUAAUUUUGAAAUGUUACAAAAGCACACCAAUAUACAAAGUCAGAAACUCAUUCAACCACAGAAAUUGGAACUUACACCAGUUAAUGAAUCAGUAUUGAUGGAUAACUUGGAAAUUUUCCAGAAAAAUGGAUUUGACUUUAUAACUGAAGAAGGUGAUACUGGUAAAAAAGUGAAGCUAAUAUCUUUACCAAUGAGUAAGAAUUGGACGUUUGGUAAACAGGAUAUUGAUGAACUUAUAUUUAUGUUGAAUGAUGCUCCAGGUACAAUGUGCAGGCCGUCAAGAGUCCGACAGAUGUUUGCAUCUAGAGCAUGUCGUCAAUCUAUUAUGGUUGGUACAGCAUUAAAUAAAACAGAAAUGAAAAAGCUCAUCUGUCACAUGGGGGAAAUUGAACAACCUUGGAAUUGUCCACAUGGAAGACCCACAAUGCGUCAUCUUUUUAACAUUACAAUGUUACCAGAUUAAUAUCUACAUUCCAGAUGUAGAUUGCAUUUUUAAAAUAUAUUUUGUAUUUUUUGAAAUAAAAUUAGUUGUGAAAAAAAA